This is a messenger RNA of Oikopleura dioica, 990 nucleotides long. NCBI's taxonomy places the organism in Eukaryota, Metazoa, Chordata, Appendicularia, Copelata, Oikopleuridae. The record is from the annotation of a GenBank genome assembly.
AUGAUGGCCCAGCCGCACGGGCUCUACGCCCAGCCGAUGGGCGGCUACUACCCCCAACAAAUGCAGUAUCCCCAGCAACACCAACAGCCCCAAUUUCAAAUGCCAUCCCAGCAGGUUCAGUCUUACGUUCCCCCCGUCCCGAGCUCAGCAGAAUACGAGUACCCAGGCUCGAGUUUCGGCGCUCCAAAGUCCGACUUUGGCAAGUCAAUCAAAGACCACGGCAUUCCCACGGCCAAAGACGGCCGCGUGGAUACAAACAGAGCGGCUAGGCUGCGUAAAAUGAUGAAAAACGUUAUGUUAAAAUCUUCAAAAAGCAGGGGCUCGGCAAUUUCGAUGCCUUCUGCCCCCGCUGCCCCAGCCCCUGCUGCUCCCCCCGCUGCUCCCCAAAUUCCCGCUCAUCCAGUAGUGCCCGUAAACACCCCACCUCCCAUUCCCCAAACAGCAUCACCCGCAGUCGUUUAUGAAAAUCACGGCGUCCCACAGACAGUUCUUCCGCCUUCAGUCUACCACGUGGAUAACUCGCAGCCGCCCGAGCUUCCCAGCAGCAACAUCAGCAACAUUCUAGCGACGGAAGAAAACGAGCUGCUUUUCCUUGUUUUCAUUUCAGUGGCCGGUGUGUCGCUGAUUUGCAUUUUGGCGCUGGCACUGUAUCUUUUGAAAAGACGCCGUCGCUCAGCAGAAAUUUCGGUCGCUGAAGAUGGCCGCUUUGAACAGUUCAAGGAUCCGGGCCCGCUCUCCAGCCACUCCUCCUACAUCGACCCCGGCAACUUGUCCUGCAGGGAAAUGGAGACGAAGAAGUACAACUGCAAAAAUAUACCCGCGCCAAAAGACUUUAUGGAUAAGAAGGACAUCGAAAUGGUGAGAACGCUGAGUAGAGCUCCUGCUCAAGAAGAACUCUACCGAAUACGAUCGAACGAGUCAAAGGACUCCGGCUUCUCUAACUCGCGGAUAUCAAGAAAGGUCUCCUACAUCGCGCAGCUAAAAACUUGA